AUGAAUAAAGCUCUAGCAUUAGUUGCUUCUUCAUUCUUGAUUUUGUUGUUGGCUUCUCCAACAGUUUUUGCAACAGAUUACACUGUUGGAGAUGCCUCUGGAUGGACCCUUGGAGUUGAUUACACCAAAUGGGUUGCAGGGAAACAAUUCAAAGUUGGUGAUACUCUAAAUUCUAGUGGUGUUACCCAAUUUGUUGGGGAUUCGGUUGGUUCUUCUUCUUUUGUUCUUGGAUUUGCAUGUGUUAUGGGGAAGAGGCACGCACAGCGUGUUCCUGUGUUCUCAGAGUUCUUGCGGAGCACAGCAUCAGCUGUAAACAAAGAAAAGAAAAAAGAUUACUUUACAUACUUGAUUAUUCUCUUUGCUGCUGCUGCUGGUUUCUUAGGUUAA
Messenger RNA from Arachis stenosperma, 387 nucleotides. RefSeq lists its product as uncharacterized. NCBI's taxonomy places the organism in Eukaryota, Viridiplantae, Streptophyta, Magnoliopsida, Fabales, Fabaceae. The transcript has 4 exons. The record is from RefSeq and is a predicted model, not a curated record. Bases 1 to 387 code for a protein of 128 amino acids.